Procambarus clarkii (red swamp crayfish) is the source of this 1128-nucleotide messenger RNA. RefSeq lists its product as uncharacterized. NCBI's taxonomy places the organism in Eukaryota, Metazoa, Arthropoda, Malacostraca, Decapoda, Cambaridae. The record is from RefSeq and is a predicted model, not a curated record.
AUGACAACAUGGACAAACUACAAGACCAAAAGAUCAACAGAGAGAAGAGAAAGAAUACCAAACAGCAUAGAAACAGUAUCUCGGUGUGAGAAGGUAGGUCAGAAAGACAAUCAUUGGCAGAUGGAAGAAAGACUCGACCCAAGUUGCCCAGAAACAUCACCAGGAAAAACGGCAGAGGAACCGGUGAUGGAACUGAGGAGAGAAGAGUACUCGUUUACCGAGAAUGACAAAGAAGUGUUGCUGAGUAAACAUGGCCCAUGCUCUCAGCACCACAGACCUCUAGUGAUGAGUCAAAAUGGGCCAUACUCUCAGCACCCCAGACCUCUAGUGCUGAGUCAACAUGGGCCAUGCUCUCAGCAACCCAGACCUCCAGUGCUGAGUCAACAUGGGCCAUGCUCUCAGCAACCCAGACCUCCAGUGCUGAGUCAACAUGGGCCAUGCUCUCAGCAACCCAGACCUCCAGUGCUGAGUCAACAUGGGCCAUGCUCUCAGCAACCCAGACCUCUAGUGCUGAGUCAACAUGGGCCAUGCUCUCAGCAACCCAGACCUCUAGUGCUGAGUCAACAUGGGCCAUGCUCUCAGCAACCCAGACCUCUAGUGAUGAGUCAACAUGGGCCAUGCUCUCAGCAACCCAGACCUCUAGUGAUGAGUCAAAAUGGGCCAUACUCUCAGCACCCCAGACCUCUAGUGCUGAGUCAACAUGGGCCAUGCUCUCAGCACCCCAGAGCUCUAGUGCUGAGUCAACAUGGGCCAUACCCUCAGCACCCCAGACCUCCAGUGCUGAGUCAACAUGGGCCAUACUCUCAGCACCCCAGAGCUCUAGUGCUGAGUCAACAUGGGCCAAGCCCUCAGCACCCCAGAGCUCUAGUGCUGAGUCAAAAUGGGCCAUGCUCUCAGCAACCCAGACCUCUAGUGCUGAGUCAAAAUGGGCCAUACCCUCAGCACCACAGACCUCCAGUGCUGAGUCAACAUGGGCCAUACUCUCAGCACCACAGACCUCCAGUGCUGAGUCACCAAAAUGACCAGAACGGCAGCACUGUGCAGUUGCCACCUCCUGGGCCCCACACACCUGCUGGGGCCCCACACAACAAUAAUAUCGAGCAGACAAAAGCAGACAAAAGUGGGUGA